Setaria italica (foxtail millet) is the source of this 1113-nucleotide messenger RNA. RefSeq lists its product as uncharacterized. The record is from RefSeq and is a predicted model, not a curated record. The transcript has 2 exons. Gene Ontology annotation, molecular function: protein binding. The coding region runs from base 1 to 1113 and encodes 370 amino acids. NCBI's taxonomy places the organism in Eukaryota, Viridiplantae, Streptophyta, Magnoliopsida, Poales, Poaceae.
AUGGCGCCGCCCCGGCAGCCGCCGGAGCUGGUAGCGGACAUUGUCGGCGAGAUCCUGCUCCUCCUCCCGCCGGCCGACCCCGCGUCCCUUGUACGCGCCUCCCUCGUCUGCAAGCUCUGGCGCCGCCUCCUCUCCAACCCGGCCUUCCGCCGCCGCUACCGCGCCUUCCACGGCGCGCCGCCCCUGCUCGGCUUCCUCCACGACCACUACGCCCACGGCGCCGUCGCCGAGCCCCGCUUCGUACCCACCGUGGCGCCCUCCCCAAUCCCCCAGCCGGCGCUCGGUUGCCGCGACUGGUCCGUCAUCGACUGCCGCCAUGGCCGCGUCCUCUUCGACAUCUUCGGCUACAGAGUCAGCCUCGUCGUCUGGGACGCCGUCACCGGCGGCCGCCACUUCCUGCCGGAUCCCCCGAUCUCGCGUCUGCUCUACGGCGCGGCGGUGAUCUGCGCCGUGCGAGGAUGCGACCACCUCGAUUGCCACGGCGGCCCGUUCCUUGUGCUGCUGACGGCCCUGGACGUUACUGGCAGUGUGAUGCAGGUGCAGAUGUACUCGUCGGCGGCUGGUGCCUGGAAGCUAUCUGCUCAUCAAGAUCUGCGUCACCAUGUCGCACGAAAGCCGAGCACGCUUAUCGGAGAUGAUAUCUACUUCAGGCUAGAUUCUGCUAGCACGGCUCUUCUGAGGUAUGAUCUGGGCAAGAAUCGCCUGUCCACCAUCGACGCGCCGGCAUCGCACUCGUAUGAAGGAGGUUUUGCAAUCAUGCCAAUGGUGGAUGGUUCCCUGGGGUUUGCCGACAUUAGGGGCUCAGAGCUUUGCCUGUGGUCAAAGAAUGUGGAUACGGAGGUAAGUGCUGGGUGGGAACAACGCGCAGUCAUUGAGCUUGAGACAUUGAUCCCUGAAUCCUUCAACCAAGCAUACGUAGUUGGUUUUGAGGAGGGUGGGGAUGUUAUGUUUGUGAGCAAUGACGUCGGAGUUUUCACAAUUGAACUCAACUCAGGACGGGUGGAGAAGAUAAGUGAGCCAGGGCACUAUGACGCUGUCUUCCCCUUCAUGAGCUACUACACCAAGAUUCUAUCUCAUUCUGGUCGUGUUCAACUUGUUAAGGACCAUUCUUGA